GUGCAACAGGUGUACUCCAAUCAAAACAAGUGUGUAUCCUGACUGGUGUGACCAGCUGCGCCCAGCUCCAAAGGGCAGGCUUGAAGUAGAUAAAUGGAGGACCUCCUUUAGGUGAUCGCUUACUUCUUUUUCUCUGUCACUAUUCUUCCCCUCCCCACCUCAUUCAGCAAAGACUUCAAGCGUCAUGGCCGAACUCAUAGGUGCCAUUUCUGCAGGCAUAGGUAUUGCCAGCUUUGCUCUCCAGGUGGGGAAAGGUAUCAAUAAUGUCCAAAAAGCAAUCAGGUACAAUCGGCACCAUGCUUCGGCGGACUUCGAAUCCCUCGAAUCAGACUUGAACAAUCUGUACAGACUGAUCGAGGACCUGCGAGGUUCCCAGGACAGCGCCCUGGUAUCAUCGGCCGUCGCAAAUUGUCAACAUGCGUAUACCGAACUAGAGCCGGACUUAGACCGAUUGACAGAAGCUUUUGGACAUGUCCAGUCUUCUAAGAGUUCAUUGAGAUCUUUGAAGAGGCGCCUGACCCUUCACGCUGAAGAACAUGUCAAGAAAUUGCGGGCUAAAGUGCGCCAGAUUGAGCAGUUAUUGAUUCUGAUAACCAUACUGGUAAAACUUGAACAACUUGACAUGAGUCACAUGAUUGCAGCAGUUCAACGAGGUCCCACGUCUUCAGUGAUUCCAGACGUCGUACCUGCGAUUGGGCCUACGCCCACUCCUAUCAUGAUUGCUUCAGAAGCAGGGUCACCCGUCCCCGACAACACAGUGGUCACGCAAAGGAGCAGACUUCGUGUGAGCCCCAUUGACACAUGUUACCACAAAGAGACAACCUGCGCACAUGGGCGAUUCUGGUGGCUAGAACUCACCUCGACCCCGGGCUUCUGGCACAAGUGCAGUCCGCGGUGCCCGGCGAGGUGCGAGUGGAACGCCAAACUGCGCCUGGCCCUCACGUGGCUCAAUAUCCCCUUCGCCGUGACUGCAAGCCUUGGCAUCGCCUCCAGCAACGGGCAGUAUGCACUCCGGCCAGCCCUGUCCAUCCAACAUGUUGUCAGGAACACGUCUCCGGGAUUCCUGGCGAUUGAGCUUUGCAAAAUAAAUGCCCUUAGUGUGGAAGAGAGCAAGCAGAGACUCCGGGAUCUCAGCCAAACCGACAAGCACUUCCGAGACCAUGUCAAUCCCGAGGGGAAGGGCUAUCUCCGCCAUCUUGUUAGCUACCCGUGGUGGAACCAGAAGCUGCAGUUCAGCCUACUGGAUUUCCUCCUUGUGGAAAUUGGUCUGGAUUUCUCCUCUGAAGACCCUAGGUUCUUGAUCGAGUGCUCGAAGUGGUUCGGAGAAGGCCGACACUUAGAUUUGCUUGAUACCGUCUUGGAACACGGUUUCUCGCCCAAUGGAAUCGACGCUCCAGCAGCGGAUCAAUGGCCCGAACCUUGCAACCCCGACUGGAGCAUCGAACUGUACACCCCUGAUCCUUUCUUUCUAGAGUACUUCACAUCGAUAGUGCGCUUUGAGCCUGGAUUCGCCGGGGUUACGGAGCUUCAGAAGCACAUCUUGAUGGAUACAUUCCAUACCCUAUUGGAUGCAGGCGGGGACCUCCCCGAGAAGGACCGACUUUUUGCCACAGUCAACUUUUUAGGACAGUCGUCGCUACAUCUAGCGGUUCGCAACAUACACACGGUGAAGAAGUUGGUGGAGCUGGGCCACAACUUGAACGUUACCGACCGGUGGGGUACCACACCGUUGAUGUAUGCCGCAGCUAUGGGGUGCGAGGAUGUGACCAUUCAUCUUCUUCUGGAGGGUGCCCUUUCAGAAAACGGUCUGUAUGAGACAAGAUUUGGCCGCACCUUUCUUGAGUUUGCUAUCGUCCGUGGUCACUGGAACCUGGUUCACAAAACACUGUCCACCAUACGAGAGAUACCGCCUGAAGACACUCACCAUGGAUUUGCACAACGCACGUUGUGGUACGCAAUGACAUCAAGCUUCUUUGUUGUCGACGAUGAUACAAGGAGGCAGCACAUACCCUUGUUGAUUCAGCAGUGCGAAGAUGUCAACUUCACUUUCGACGAUCGUUACGAAUCCGUUACCGGCAAUAACUUAAUGCACUAUGUGCGCUCAAUAGAGGAGGCGGAAGCUCUUGUAGCUCGUGGUUUCAACCUGUUCAACACGCCCAAUAGUGCUGGCAGGCUUUCGAUACACUCUUGGACGUUCGACUCGGACCCGGCGCUGAUGGGGUUCUGCGUUAAGCAUGGAACCAGGAUCGACCAUGUUGACUCCAAUGGUCAAACAUUACUAUUCAUCUUGUUAUCGAAGCUCGGAGAUUUUGAUUUUGAGCACCGCAGGAAUAUGCUCCGGCUGAUACGGCACGCCCUUCAUCUGGGUGCAGAUGCAAGCCAUUCGGACGGCUGUAGAUGCCCUUGUAGCCCUGGUGGGUGCUCCUCAUCGGCCUUCUUCGCAACUGGCUUCGACAGUAUUCCAUGGUUCGAAUUUACAUCGCGGGGACCAAGCGCCGAUUUAUUCUGGAUCUUUGAGUGGCAAUCCAUCCUUCGCGACUUCCACGGCGAAGAUGCAGUCAAGACUUUUUGCUCUCUUUUAUUCGCCGGGUCGAGUUUGACGAACUGGGCAUGACACACGUCUGUUGCCAUGAGGGUUUAGGAAUACCUCAUGAAACCUGGGUACACCAGUCGUGGCCGAAAAGGUUAGAUGACGAGGAUUUGCGUGACAUCCUGGAAGAAGAAGAGGAACUCGUCAAUAUCCUUGAUGAGACCAUGCGCGAGCUGGCCCCUAAGUCGGUGAACAAGUUGCAACUGUAUCUCUUGGAUUUCUUCAAGAAGAGACAUGCGCAGCAUCUGCAACGAAACGCAGAAAAGAGGGCCAAAGAAUUACGGGAGACCAUGGCAAGUUCGUGGAAACACAAAAGCGGAUGGCAUGUUGAUUAUAAGAACGAUACAUGCAGGCGGCAGUUCAAUGUUUCGUGUCCCUCUUCGCCAAUCGACUACUCUAUUCCGAGAAGACUCGCUACGUACAUUGUGUACAUCGACUUGGAAGAAUCUUGUCUGAUACACGAUUCGGUGCCACAGGUGUCUCAGAAGGAUGGAUGGUACUCUACACGUAUUCACAUGGUUAAAGAGGUUACAGAAGCGUUCGAGCUGCCGGUUGGUAAAGUGAUUGCGUGUGUAGACGACGCAAUCGCUUCCGCCGGAAUCGAAAUGGACGACAAUGCAAGAAAGAGGAUCAAGGAUCGAGUGAUCACCUUCUUCCAAGCAGAAGGGCAACCAUCGCAUGAUGCUAGGAGAGCAUAAUCAGAACAUGGUCAAGCAAUUGGGGGAAAAGUGAGAAGUGACGUUCUCGAGCCUUCGGAAAAUGUCUGGGAUGCUCAUUGUAUCUAACACGUGAUUACAUUGUUCUACGACAUCUUUCUGAGAUACAUGGUUUUCCCACAAGGCGCACAACGCUCUCAUCGGUUUUUUUGUCAGUUGGAAACUUUUUACAUAGUUUCGUACGUCAAAUAGAUUUUUUUGUUGAU
Messenger RNA from Diaporthe batatas, 3512 nucleotides. RefSeq lists its product as uncharacterized. Gene Ontology annotation, molecular function: protein binding. The transcript has 5 exons. The record is from RefSeq and is a predicted model, not a curated record. The coding region runs from base 185 to 2614 and encodes 809 amino acids. NCBI's taxonomy places the organism in Eukaryota, Fungi, Ascomycota, Sordariomycetes, Diaporthales, Diaporthaceae.